Trichobilharzia szidati is the source of this 650-nucleotide messenger RNA. Lineage: Eukaryota; Metazoa; Platyhelminthes; Trematoda; Strigeidida; Schistosomatidae. The record is from the annotation of a GenBank genome assembly.
CACAAUCUGAAGUGAUGAACUAGAAUCGUUGUACUCAGCAAAAUAUUUUUUAAGAGUAGUAAAAUACUAUAUGUUUCAUAAUGAAAUAUAUAUAUAUGAUGAGUUGUAUGCCACAUAAGUAAACUGAGAAUUUAUACAAGAUGUUAUUCAUUCUAACGUCAUUCAUUUGUUUAUAUUUUAAAAUUGGUUACUUCCUCAUCUGUAUCUGUGAAUUCAUUUCACUGAAAGUGACAAAACUGAAAUCAGCACUAUUAAGUCCAUUUAACUUGUCAAAUGGACUUAAUAGUUCAACUCAACCCAUUGACACAUUCAAUGGUAGAGGGCUAAUUAAGUAUGAAUUGCGUUUGGAAUAUGCAAUCAGUUUGCUAAAAACUACUAAUGAAGAUCAUGUAAACACAGCUAUGGAAAUAAUAUUAUAUAUUUUAAGAAACAACCAGUUAACCAGAUUACAAUCGGAAUGUUUAUAUUAUCUGGCUAUUUCUUGUGCAAAACUAGGUGAUUAUGAUAAGGCAAUGAUGUAUUGUCAACACUUACUAACAUUUCAUCCAAAUUGUGACAGAUCGAACAGACUGCUGGCGAAGAUUCAGUCACGUGCUUUACAAGAUGCACAAGAGGAUUCCAGCAUAAUGAAGUGUCCUAAAUCAAAUUGA